This is a messenger RNA of Sclerotinia trifoliorum, 1835 nucleotides long. Lineage: Eukaryota; Fungi; Ascomycota; Leotiomycetes; Helotiales; Sclerotiniaceae. The record is from the annotation of a GenBank genome assembly.
ACUAAGUUGAACGAGACGCCAGUAUCCUUGCAGUACAUUAAAUACUAUGGCUCUGUGUGGACAAUACAUCCUCCGCACAGUCCAUUCAGGAAAAUGAUCUCAUCUGUCUUCUAGAAGGAGGUUCAAAGCCAUCUAUCAUUAGAGUAUACAAGGAUUAUUCAGCCAUCAUCAUGGUCGCAGCUGUACCAACUACAUCAACUCCCUGGCGCCGACAAACCAAUCGUCGACAUGCCACGUCUCAUCAAUCUUUGCCUUCUCCAAAUAUCUACCCACAUGACCUUUUGCUCACCUGGCAGUGGGAGCCAGCCUCCGAUGAAAUGCCAACCGAUCGUGUACCAGAGAUCAAUUGUGUAGUGCCAGGGUAUCUGAAGACCGAUGCAGAUAAGGCAACCAGAUCAUAUGACGUGAUACAGAUCUUGCAGGAGGCCACCAAUUAUGAGAGGGCAAUGACUCAGCUCGAGGAUGACAUUGAGAAAUAUGAAGAGAUAUUUGGAAGAGAGAAUCUACAUAUAUUGUCGUGUAAAGACAGGCUUGCGCCUUACGGUGAACUAAACUAUGAUCUUUACAGACGGGAGAAUCUCCUAUUCGAGGUGGUAAAGAUCAGACAACAUUUUCAAGGCAAUUUUCAUCAAGAUACAUUGAAUAGCAAAGCGCAACUAGCGAUGAUUUAUAUUAAGGUAAAAUGGAACGAUGGCAUUUAUCCAAUUAUGGAGGAAGAUUAUGAUUACUCAAGAGAGAUAACUGAUGCGAUCAGAGAUAAUGCUCGAAUUAGAGAAGUGGAUUUAAUGAGGGCUAUAAUACACAUCCACCAAGGAACGAGGCAUCCGGAUUACGUCGGUCAACGAUGGUUGGAGCUUUUUCUAAGCUUAAAAAGGGAAAAUGCUUCAAUCACAAAGAACGUAAUAGGAUUCACCGCAGUGUAUGGAUGUAGGAGCCAGCUAGUUUCGCUGUUGCAAGCAUCUGAGCCAGCUUGCGAGAACACAUACGACUCACAAAAUCCACUCGAGGAACCUUAUGACGAGGAUGUAUGGAUGUCUCUGAUAGAGAAACGCGGCGCACAUAUGCAGGUUACAAAGGAACUGUUGAUGUUUGUAGGGAGGCUGGACGUACGGUAUAUGUGGAAGUUGCUAGAGGCCGUACCGGCUGAUUUUGAGAUUACAAGCGAAGUAUUAGAGGUUGUAGCAGGGGUGAUAGUCAUUCGAUAAGGAUGGCUAUCGAGGGAAACGAGGCGCGAGCAUGGCAAUCACAGAAGCAGUCAUGAUCGCAGCAGCAAGAAAUAAGUCUAAUGGAGCCACAGUAAUGUUUAGAUUAUGUGAAAACAAGGAUGGAUGAUGAUCAUCACAGAGGCAAUCUUAAUAGCAGCAAUAGAAAAUUUAGAUCAAGGUGAUACAAUCGUCAGGGUAUUACUCGAGGGACAGGGACAAAAGAACAAUAUUACUAUCACAAAUCAAGUGAUAAAGGUUUCGGUAAAAAGGAGCAGAGAAAAAAGAGAGAGAGAGGAAAGAGAUAGAAUAGAAAGAUAUAGAGGUGGAACAAUUAUAGGGGAGCGAAACGUUAUUCGAAAGUAUUUGGAUAUUGCAUUAAUGGUAUUGCUUGAAGAGCGGGGGGCAGAUAUGGAGGUCAUAGAGGAGAUCUUUAGGAUGAUCGCAACGGAAGACAAGAGAGCUCUAACCCGAUUGAUUGAGAAACAAGGGACAAAAAUGAAGGUUACCCAGGAGAUGGUGAAAACAGUUGCAGAACACCCGGAGGAUGCAACAUUAUUAGCAAAGAUGGAGGAGAUGCGUAGAAUGCAAUGAGCAACAGUAUCAAACUUCAACCAAUUCUUAAUAAACUAU